AUGGGGGAUAUGCAACGAAAAUACCCUACCUGGCACGGCUACUUUGAAUUCAUCACCACUGUGGCCCCCCCAACAGAGAGUGUCAACUUCUUCAGUGCUCAGCCAUGCGCCCAUCCUUACCUCCAGGACACAAGCGCCUACAAACCCAUUCCAUUCUUCUCUCAGUAUGACAAGGGCGAUACAUCGGACACCUUUUUUAAUGAGACUCUACGUACGGCAAGAACCAUUCCCCACGCCCUUGCAGUUGCGCGGAAGGAGGUCUUGAAUUUGCGUGACAAAGCCGCCGAUGAACGGGUGACUGGGAGCGCUGGCCAGCCAGAUUAUGUGCUCUUCGUGCACCUUGCGUCCGGCCUGAAUGGAUAUAGGGAUACUGUACACGGUGGCGUGUUAGCCUCGCUUCUGGACGAAGCUCUGGGGUGCUGUGUGGAGGGAUUCCGUCAGCAGUUGAAAGCAGGAGAACGGACGGCUCUGUAUACUGCCAACUUGAAUAUAUCAUAUCGCGCGCCCGUGGCAUCCCCAGGUGUGUAUAUAGUCAAGGCCUGGCUCGCGCGUCGGGAUGGGCGAAAGUGGUUCCUUGAGGCACAGGUUGUUGGGGAGGAUGGGAAAAUUCGGGCGGACGUGAAGUCGCUGUGGGUUAGCGAGAAACCUCGGGCAGCAUUGUGA
Molecule: messenger RNA, 663 nt
Organism: Aspergillus pseudoviridinutans
Lineage: Eukaryota; Fungi; Ascomycota; Eurotiomycetes; Eurotiales; Aspergillaceae
Product: PaaI family thioesterase
Exons: 1
Coding region: 1-663 (220 amino acids)
Source: RefSeq, a predicted model, not a curated record